GGAUCAAUCUAGUUCAGUCUUGCUGUCAAUUUCAAUUUUUUCUUGUGAAACACUCGCAGUAUCACAGCUCUCUUGCUGUGGGGAGGUCAACAUAGUUAGUGUCUCUGCUGGCAAAGCUUCAUGUAGUACCUAGCCAUGAGUCCUGCUUGCUCAAAGUGGAGUCCUCCAGAGUUGAGAAUGAUCGUGGUUCUUCAGUUCAUGGCGUUUUGCCUGUCUCUGGUCUCCACGCUGUUCCUCAUCGUGGCCACAUGGACAGACUGCUGGAUGGUCAAUGCAGAUGACAGUUUGGAGGUCAGUCAGAAGUGCAGAGGGCUGUGGUGGGAGUGCGUCACCAACACUCAGGAUGGCAUCCGGACUUGUGACCAGUAUGACACGAUAUUAGCAGAACAUCCUUUGAAGAUUGUGCUGACCCGUGCGCUGAUGAUCACAGCAGACAUCCUGGCCAGCUUCGCACUCAUCAUCUUGAUGCUGGGUCUGGACUGUGUGCGCUUCCUGAAGGAAGAGCCCCACAUUAAACUGAGGAUGUGCUACAUGGCGGGCUUCAUUUUCGGGGUAGGAGGGAUCCCUGGGAUGAUUGGCUCGGUGUGGUAUGCUGUGGAUGUGUAUGUGGAGAGAGCCACUCUUGUUUUAAAGAACGUCUUCUUAGGGAUCCACUAUGAAUUUGGCUGGUCCUGCUGGCUUGCGAUGGCUGGAUCAACUGGCUGUUUUCUAGCUUCUAUUGUACUAACCUGCUGCCUUUAUAUUUUUAGAGAUGCCAGAUCUUCACGAUAUAACAGGUCCAUAUAUCAUUACGGAAGGACAGCAGCUGGAAAGAUAUAUGCAAUGGAUUCACGAGUGUAGUUAAAGAAUUAUUAACUGUAAAUAAGACAGCAUCAGGGAGGUGAUGGAGGGGCUUUAAUAAGGAGACUCCUGAAUGUUGGCUGCCUAAGAGACCCUUCCAUCAGAUGAGCAGGCUUGUGAUCAUCAUCAAAAUCAAGGGGGACACACACACAGGCUGUAACGUGGGUACACUUCCCAAUCGAAAUCAAGGAACACACACAGGCUGUAACAUGGGUACACUUCCCCAAUCGAAAUCCAGGGACACACACACAGGUUGUAACGUGGGUACACUUCCCAAUCGAAAUCCAGGGACACACACACACUGUAACGUGGGUACACUUCCCAAUCGAAAUCCAGAGACACACACACCCUGUAACGUGGUUACACUUCCCCAAUCGAAAUCAAGGAACACACACACCCUGUAAUGUGGGUACACUUCCCCAGUCGAAAUCAAGGAACACGCACACACCCUGUAACGUGGGUACAUUUCCCCAAUCGAAAUCCAGGGACACACACACCCUGUAACGUGGGUACACUUCCCCAAUCGAAAUCAAGGGACACACACACACCCUGUAAUGUGGGUACACUUCCCCAAUCGAAAUCAAGGAACACGCACACACCCUGUAACGUGGGUACAUUUCCCCAAUCGAAAUCCAGGGACACACACAGGUUGUAACGUGGGUACACUUCCCCAAUCGAAAUCCAGGGACACACACACCCUGUAACGUUGUACAAUUCUGAAGCAGGUUCAAGGAGAGGAAUACAACGUUAACUGUAUAAAACUACUGAGAAAUAUAAUGUAGGGGGUUCCGAAAGGCUAGUCUGGAAAAUGAAAAUUAUUUUUUGUACCCAUCGCAGCUUGUUCAUGUUGGGCUACAUCCUUCCAUUGCCUCUCUGUUGCUUAUUCCUGUUGAAGUCACACUGCUAAUUAUCAGAGCACGUUUAGGUUGUUUGUGUUACUUUGUACACAGUGUGUCAUGGAAAUAGCUUUGAAAGAUAGCUUUGCAAUGGUUAGAUAUAUUAUUAAUGAGGAUGUAUUAUUUAAACUGGUUUCAUGUGUAAAAAGCUAAGCAUCUUCAUAAUGAGGUUCAUAUGUAUUUCCAAGAGAAUAGUAAAGAGAAUAUUUAAAUGUUAUCCUCUUUAAUAAUAGUUAUGAUAAUACUGUGCCAGGAUAUUCACUAAGAGCGCGUGCAAAUGCAGGGCCUUUUAUUGUAUUUUUUAUUUUAUUUUAUUUUAAUUCUCAAACCAAAACUUUGUCCAAAAUAACUGUGGAAACCAAAGGCAUUGAAAUAAUCCAGAAUUGUGCUUAAUUUUCUCUACUAGGACUGAACAUCAUUGCUCAGAAUACUAGUUCAGAACACUAGUUUGUUUGUUUUUUUGCACCAAAGCCAUAAAAUAUCUUAAAAGGGAUUAUAGAUGACAAAAUAAUUCCACAAAUAUGACCUUUUUUAUUUUAAAACCUGAUGUCUGGUACUACGCUAGAUUAAAGAAAGCUCUGUUUCCAAACCAUGCUUUCAGAAAGUGUUGCACUUCCUUGGUCCUUCAACAGCUUUAUUCUUGUCAUUAACCAGCCAGCUGCUUCCCCUAUUGACUGACAUGCUUUCAGCCACUAACAUGUUUUGAUCCUGAAGACACUGCUGAGGUGAAAUGACUUGUGCAACAGAUUUCCUGAGACCAAGUCAUGGAAACAGAACUUAAUUUAGUACUAGAUAUCAUGUUUCAAAAUUAAAAUCCAUGUUUGCUGUAAGGGGUUUCUUUCAAAACAGCACAUUUGGGACCUAUUUAGCUAAUGGAGGUGCACAAUAAGUACACUUUAUGGAAUUAUUUUGUUAGCUACAAGCACUUUAAAAGUUCUUAUGCUGAGAAAUUAUUUAAAACAGGCUUGGAGAACAGUGGAAAAUAUUUAGUUUUGCGUAUGCAAGUUGUUGUCAAAUCCGCAAAUAACAAAUAACGCCUAGUAAAUUGCCUUCCAUCUCAAUAGUGUAAUCACAAAAGGUAUCAAAUAGAUUACACUGUUUUAACUUCAGGUGAUACUGAGGACAGAUCCACAAAGAGGAACACAUUACAUUUCCAUCUACCUUGUUACACAAAGGUAGAAAAACAGGGAUUGUUUUGGUAUCUGUUUGCAUGUUUUUUCAGACAAACAGACUGAAUAGGCAUGGUCAACCUUACAGCUGUUCAUUUUGAAAUCCUUUUUAGAAUUUUGAUACAGCUGGCCAUAUUUUACUCCAGUCUUUAAUCAACUCCUGUUUUGUGAAAAGAGAAAAACACCCACUGACUACAAAACUAGUAUCAGACUUCUAAGGCAUGGAACUGGAGGUCUCUCAAGCACUCUCAAGUUGUUUGUUUCUCAGUGUUGUACAUUACUGUUGCAAAUGCUUGAAAAUAUGGCCCAGUACCUCUUGACUGAUUCAAACUAGGUUCCCCAAUUUCAAAACCAGGAAUGUACCUGACCAAAGUCUCAAAGAAGUUAAUAUUACCUCUGUAAUGGUCACUGGGUCACUUCCUCUAUCAGUGCAGUUUAGAAAGACUCAUGUCUGCAAACCCAAACUCAAAUGCACCAUGAAACCAGUCUGUACAACUCAACUUCCAGUAUCAAACUGGGGCUGCAGCCAGUUCCAUCUGCAGUCAACAGUUCUAUCUGCAACCAAGGACAACAAUUAACAACUGUAUGUGUGUGUGUGUAUGCUGUUUUUGUAAAAUAUCAGUUUAUUUUGUCACCUACCUCCAAUAUUUCUGUUAAAAUACAUUACAGUCCUUUGGAGUGAGUUGGAGAGACUGGUUCUGCUAGUCCACAAUCUCAACUGGGGUCCUAGUUUAAAGGGGUUUGAUUUCAGUCUGCUGUCAGUGGAAACAAACUGGAUUGAUUUCAAAGCACCUCUUUCCCAGUCGCAGAUGGAAACCUGUUGUAAUUCAAUGAAUCAUUGUGUUGCUGAUUUCAGAUUCAUUUUCAAUGGUAGCAGAUGGAAGCGUACUGAAGCAUUAGAUUUAAAAGCCUUUACAGUCUCUACCCUAACAAUAUGUAACUUUUUAAUACUUGAAAUAUGUUAUUUGUACUCCUUUCUUAAAUACUGAAUGACUAUAGCAUGUUGUUUAUGUUAAGUGUAAUAUAACUAAACUGUCUAUGCUUUGUUGUUGAAUGUUUUUUUCCUAAAUUAAAUAAUUUUAAAUGUCUCUGGUAAUUACCAUGUUUAAGAUGUGUCUGAUGGUUUUAAAAGAAAUGUUGCUUGAUAAACAUGAAUGGCAGCAUUUGUAAACAUCCAGACUUCCUGUAUACGUUUUGUA
Molecule: messenger RNA, 4104 nt
Organism: Acipenser ruthenus (sterlet)
Lineage: Eukaryota; Metazoa; Chordata; Actinopteri; Acipenseriformes; Acipenseridae
Product: claudin-16-like
Exons: 6
Coding region: 136-840 (234 amino acids)
Biological process (GO): bicellular tight junction assembly; cell adhesion
Cellular component (GO): bicellular tight junction; plasma membrane
Molecular function (GO): structural molecule activity
Source: RefSeq, a predicted model, not a curated record